CGAGAAUGAACAGUUUGGGGGCGGGGCUUCUAUCUCUCGUUCUAGUCUCGAGCUCCACUCCAGUCGAGCAGUCUCGGCUCCACUGCAAGGCCGACUCUGCUCUUCUAACUCCUCCCCCUCUCCUAUUGCCGGAACUUCGCCAUGGCUCAGAAACCUCAGCUCCGCGGGAUGACCAGCCUGCGUUUCAACCAAGACCAGAGUUGUUUCUGUUGUGCCAUGGAGACGGGCGUCCGGAUCUACAACGUUGAGCCCCUGAUGGAGAAGGGCCACCUGGACCACGAGCAGGUGGGCAGUGUGGCGCUGGUGGAGAUGUUGCACCGCUCCAACCUACUGGCCAUCGUGGGUGGCGGCGGCAGCCCCAAGUUCUCGGAGAUCUCGGUGUUAGUAUGGGACGACGCUCGAGAGGGCCGAGACAGCCAGGACAAACUGGUGCUCGAGUUUACCUUUACCAAGCCCGCCCUGGCCGUGCGCAUGCGGCACGACAAGAUCGUCAUCGUCCUGCGGAACCGCAUCUACGUCUACUCCUUCCCCAACGACCCACAGAAACUGUUUGAGUUCGACACCCGCGACAACCCUAAGGGCCUGUGCGACCUCUGCCCCAGCCUGGAGAAGCAGCUCCUGGUGUUCCCGGGCCACAAGUGUGGCAGUCUCCAGCUAGUGGACCUGGCAAGCACCAAACCUGGCACUUCGUCGGCGCCCUUCACCAUCAACGCGCACCAGAGUGAGGUGGCCUGUGUGUCCCUCAACCAGCCGGGCACCGUUGUGGCGUCCGCAUCUCAGAAAGGAACCCUCAUCCGCCUUUUCGACACACAGACCAAGGAGAAGCUGGUGGAGCUAAGACGCGGAACAGACCCAGCCACCCUUUACUGCAUCAACUUCAGCCACGACUCCUCCUUCCUCUGCGCCUCCAGUGACAAGGGCACGGUCCAUGUCUUCGCCCUCAAGGACACCAGGCUCAACCGAAGAUCUGCCCUGGCGAGAGUGGGCAAGGUGGGUCCCAUGAUUGGCCAGUACGUAGACUCGCAGUGGAGCCUGGCCAGCUUCACAGUCCCCGCAGAGUCUGCCUGCAUCUGUGCUUUUGGCCGGAACACCUCCAAGAAUGUCAACUCUGUCAUUGCUAUCUGCGUGGACGGCACCUUCCACAAGUACGUCUUCACCCCCGAUGGGAACUGUAACAGGGAGGCGUUCGAUGUGUACUUGGACAUCUGCGACGAUGAUGAUUUCUGAGAAACCUGGUCUCCCUCUCUUCCCCACCCCCCACCUCGCUGGGGGCCUUCUCUUACAUUCAGGUAUUUCCUGGAUGAUAUCCUUAUACCACUUCUUACCCACAGGUAGGUCAUUGUUGGAAAUGUGCUUUGGCCUAUUUGUGCAUCUCUCCAUUGCCUUUUAGUUGACCUGCAAUUUUGAUUUGCCGGAGAUUGUGGUAUUCCAGCAUUCACAGCCAUACCAUACAGCAUCACCAUGAAAACAUUAGUUUUUGAAAGCUGGGAUUUUGUGUCAAAGAGCAGCUUAGUAUCAUUAUAAGGACUGGAAUUUUUCAAGUGCAAUGCAGCCAGCUCUCUUGCAGCUAUUCAAUUCUGAGCCCAACUCAUUGACCACCUACCGACUAGCCAGUGAACUGCAUAUCAUAAUCGGGACAAUAGAACUUUUGAUGCCUUUGUUUUUUUUCCUAUACUCUUGUUUGAAUAAUCAUGGAUCUCAUUGAGGAGGCUCUGUAAUAAAUUGGGACUAUACAAUCGGCAAGAUGUUAUCCUAAAAGAGGAGCAUCUGGAGUACCUAAUCCUAAGGCAUCCCAGCAGCUUCCACUUGAAUCCUUCUUAGAACAUCCUCCAUGACAAUGACAAACACCAUUGACAAACAUACUGUUUUAUGCUUCACUUGACAUUAAUAAUCACAGGGUUGAACAGUUAUCUGUGUCUGCAUUUAACAAAUCAGAGCUUGUAUGAUCUUAACACAUACAUAAGAAACUCUUCGUUGGAGGGGAGUCUUUAAGGUUGUGUUUUGCCUUUUUUUUUUGUAAUCAGCCAACAAUAAAUACAAUGAGAUCUUAUAUUCUUUACCUUUCAGUUAAUCAUAUGACUAAAAAUGUGAGAUUUUCCAAACAAGAGAAAAUAUUUAUGGAGAUUGGUAGAUACUGUCCUCUCGUUUACUUUAUGAGGGAAUAGUUUUACUGUCAGUAAUUUCUUCCUCUUUUGACAUCUUUUCUGUCUCCUGAAAUCAUUUGUAAAAUUCUCUCUCAAUGCUUUCAAGAUUGUAUCACCUUUAAAGUUUGGUUCUGGGCCUCUUUGAUCUAGCCAGUCUUCCUAACUUGAUCUUCCUACAUUCCAGUACUGUUUCCUCAUAUAGUAUUGGGAACUCAGGUAUUAAGAGUACAAAUGUUGUAGUGGUUCCACUGUCAUUGAUAAAAAUAGAUCAUUACAAAAAUACUGACAUGUUCUGUUCUCUAUUUGUUAUCUUCCUGCUAGUUUCACCUAUUAAUAUUCUGGGAACAAUAUUACUCAUUUGGGUCAAUUACCGAACUUUUUGCAAACUUGUAUUUUUCUCCAGUGCUUUUUAUCAUUUUAUAAGGUGGUAUUGGCCAUGACCUUUUGCCAUUUUUUAAAAACCCUUACCUUGUGUCUUAGAAUUAAUACUAAGUAUCAUUUCCAAACCAGAAGAGGGGUAAAGGGUAGGCUAUUGGAGUUAAGUGAUUUGCCCUGGGUCACACAGGAAGUGUUUGAGGUGAGAUUUGAACUUAGUACCUCUAGGCCUGAUUCUACUUCUGAGGUACCUAGGUGCCCUUCUUUUGCCAUUUUUAAUGCUUUGUUUCCAUUUUAUUAAGAUAACUUUUUAAAAUUGAAAUGUUUUUACAUCACCUUUUUUUUCCCAAAUACAUACCUCCCUUCCUUCUACCCAGCAAGUAAUCUCUUAUAAGAAAGUUCCUUAAAAAAACAAUUCAGCAAAACAAACCAAUUCUUUAACCAAAUCUGACAAUAUAUAAUUCAUACCCUGACAAAUAGAGGAUAAUUUUCUCAAUUUUUCUUGUGAUGUAUAAUUAAAAUGAAUUUUUAAACAUUCAGAGUGUUGAAUUUUUCCUUGUCAAAACAACACAACAACAAUAAUAUACUCAGCAUUUAGUCACCAAUAUUCCAGAAACAAUCUUAUUUUGGGUUAAUCUAAUUCCAAGACAUUUCUGACAUAGAAAAAUGUCCAAAAUGGUAGUUUUCCCAUGGCCUCUGAUAUGUCUGCCCAAGACCAUUUUGGGUAACAUUUAAAGAAUUUGUUCUCAAACCAUUUGGUCUAUGGACCUUUUAUAGUCCUAAAAACUAUUGAGGAUGACAAAAUGCUUUUUUUAUGUGGAUUGUAUCUAUCAAUAUUUACCAUACUAGAAAUGAAAACUAAGAAGUGUUAAAAAUUCAUUUGAAAUAUGUUAAUAUAACAUUUUUGAGAACUAACUUACUAAAAAAAGUGAAAAGUGGCAUUGGUUUGCAUAUUUUUGCAAAUCUUUAAUUUCUGGUUUAAAAGAAGAUAGCAGAUUCCUAUAUCCACUUUUGCAUUCAAUUUUAUGAUUUUCAAAAUUUGAAGUAUAUAUGAAGAAUCAUAUCUAACACACAUAGGAAGAAAAGGGAAGAAUAUUUUUAUAAGCAAAUAAUGCUUUAGAUUUAUUUUGAAAAAUAGUUUUGACCUUAUGGAUUUCCUGAAAGGCUAUCUGGGGACUAUCCUGCUGACCAAUCUGAGAAUCUUUUAAUUUAGAGCUAUCCUAGAAAGAAAAUCAAGAUAUAUAAUGAUAUAGUUAUGGAUUAACAUUCUAAAUAGUUGAGCACUUUUGUCCCUUUCCUCCUAGAAGACUCUCCCAGAGUAAUCAAUAGGUUCUUUCCAUAGAUGUAUAUUAAAAAUCUUAACUAAAGUGAAGGCUUGAGUGCUUUCCAUUGGAUGGAAAUGGGUUCUCCUUGUGGAAUAGACUCUAAUCCCUUUAUAGGAUAGAAAGAGGAAAGAUUGCCCUUAGAUGGGCCAGUAUCCUGGGCAGAUGAGGUAUUCUUUGUUAACAUUAUGGUUACCCCCCUUAGUUCUCUGAAUGAGAAAAACAAUUAUUUCAUAUUAAAAUUUUUACAAUAAUAUGUUUCUAUACCUUUUCAUUGUUGUCUUUGUAUAUAUUAUUUUCUGGUUCUGCUUCACUAUUUGAAUGUCUUAACAUGUUUCUUCAUUUGUUUCUUACCAUGUUAAUUUAUGUUCAGUUUGUUUAUAUAUUCAACUAGUGGUCAUUAACUUUAUUUUUAGUUCUUUCUUGCCACAAAAAGUGCUGUUGUGACUAUUUUAGCAUAUUUUUUGUAACUUUAUGGCACAACAGAAGGAGCAAUAGACCUGGAGUCAAGAAUGCCUAAGUGCAAUUCCCAUCUCAUAUACUCACUAUCUGUGUGAUCUUGGACAAAUCACUUAAACCUGUGCUUGCCUUAGUUUCCUUAACUGUAAAAUGGGGAUAAUAAUAGCACUUACCUCACAGGGUUGUUGUGAGGAACUAAAGAGGUAUAGCAGUACUUGGCACAUAGCAGGUACCAUAUAAAUGCUAACUAUCAUUAUUAUUAAAGACCAUUCUAUAUUUUACUUCCAUUGGGUAUUUGGCAAACACUGAUAUCAUUGGGUAAAAACAUGGAUAUAUUUGUUAUCAUUUUAAUAUGAUUCCAAAUUACUUUACAUAAUGAUGGGACCAAUUCACAGCUUUACCAAAAAGUGUGUUAAUGUACUUCUCUUUAUAGGGCCCCAAUGACUAUUUCUAUCAUUUGUCAUCUUUGCCAGUUUUCUAGAUGUGAGAGAAAAUUUCAGAGUUGUGUUUUGAUUAAUAGUAAUUUGGCUAUUAACAAUUUGUUGUUCUUUUGAGAAAAUGUUUAUUUAAAUAUAUUAAGAAUGGCUUUUCAUCCUCCAUAGUGCUUUAAAAAAUGUUUUAGUAUUCAGUGAUAUACUAAGUUUCUAUGUUCUCUGCUCAGCAAACUGGUCUGGUUAAGGUGGUUUCUGAGCCCCCCUAGUCUCUACAUUCUGACAACUGUUUUAUAUUGAUGAAACUUCGAUAGAAAAAAGAUGUUAAAACAUUUGCCUUUUGCAUUUUCCAUUUUCAUGAAGCUGAUGACUCAUAUUUAAGCCAUUAUAAUUGUGAACAGUUUUGUUUUGUUUUUAUUCUUUUCCUUUCCUUAGCAAGUAGGGCCCUUGUUCAUACAUGGAUCCCCUGAAAUCUACCCAUUUCAAAACAUUUUGUGGGUCAUUUCCACCUUGAGCAAUACCUCCCUAAAUCCUAUCUGCUUUUUUUUAAAGGCCAUCUCAGAAAUAAUGUUACUUCAAAGCAAAAUAACAUUAUUUAGAAGCAAGUGACAGGCAAGGUGGAAGAGAUGUUCUCUGUGUAUUUUUAAGGCCCUUAACCUCAUAUCUAACACCACAAAUCCACAAGAUAAAACAGAAACACUAGACAAGGUAAAAAACUAAUGAAAUAAUAUCAAAGAACUUAAGUACUUAGAGCUCUCAAUGAAACUAUACCAUACCCCAAACCACUUUGGGCAUAGUUAAACAGUCUCCUAUGUUUAUGCUUUCUGGUUUCUGCCAGAAACUUCCUCCACUGUAGUGAUUCAGUUGAUUCUCACUUUAUUAUUCAAAAAGGUAUAGACACUGAUUCGGCCUAGCCACACCCACAAAAGAAAGGAAGAACUGGAAAAGUAGAAGUGGGCUGGAGAAGAGCCCAAAGAAAAGAUAAGAAAAAUGACAGAAGUUAGAGGGACUUCUGGAAAAAGACAUUAAUGCACUAUUGGAACUGAAUUGGUAUGGCCAUUCUGAAAAACAGUGUAGAAUGAAACUGUAUCCCUUUGACCUGCUAAUACCACUACUAUGCCCGUUCCCUAUAGAGACCAAAGAAAAA
This is a messenger RNA of Monodelphis domestica (gray short-tailed opossum), 5878 nucleotides long. RefSeq names its product WD repeat domain 45 (gene WDR45). NCBI's taxonomy places the organism in Eukaryota, Metazoa, Chordata, Mammalia, Didelphimorphia, Didelphidae. The record is from RefSeq and is a predicted model, not a curated record. Gene Ontology annotation, molecular function: protein binding.